Molecule: messenger RNA, 486 nt
Organism: Prorocentrum cordatum
Lineage: Eukaryota; Dinophyceae; Prorocentrales; Prorocentraceae
Source: the annotation of a GenBank genome assembly
AUGCAGAGCCAGGUGGAGACGGGCUCUGCGACGAUCGAGAGGCCCGAGAUCCCGGAUCAAGACCUAGCGCAUCAGGAGGUCAUCGUUCUCAUGGUUGUGUCCGGCACGCGCGGCCUGUCGAACCUCGCGGACCAGCGCGAUGCGCUGCGGAAGGUGGCGCUGCACGGCGCCGGGGUCUUCCUGGGCGGCCCUCCUCCGACGCGGCGGCCGCCAACGGACAAGGGCCCGCGCUUCCGUGGCGUCCUGGGGCAGAUGCAGAUCAUGACCGCCAGUGCGUCUGACUCGGGCGUCGCAAGUCCGCUCUCGACCCGAGGCCUGGCCAGAAACACUGCAGCGCGAGGUUCCCGCGGAAUGCGGGGCCGAGGGCUCCGAUGUCUCACGUGCGGCAAUAGCUGGGCGACGGAGGCCUGGGUAUUCAGACUUCCGUACCGUUGUUCGCCUUGGAAUUGCGAAGGCGGGCAACGCGCGCGUGAGCUUGAAUUUUGC